GGACAAAUAUACGAAAUGUUAAUUCACCAAUGCGUCUUCCUUCUGACAUGUCUCAGCCUGGUUAAGCUUGUGAUAUCACGGACAAGGCAUGUUGUGUUCUGGGACAGAAGCAUAAACUCAAGUUUGACGACCGAGCUUCGCCUUCAAGUACAGAUAAACGAGUGGAUGGACAUCCUGUGCCCCAAACCUGCCCGUAACGACGAAAAGAGGGGGGAGGAGUUAUACAUUGAUGUAUUCAACGUCACAGCAGCGCAGUAUCAUCGGUGUAACACACAAAAAAUUCAACGAGUUUUAAGGUGUUCUGACCCGAAAAGAGAAAUUAAACUGACGACAAAAUUUCAAGAGAGAAGUCCCUCGCCGCUUGGAUUUGUGUUUCGACCUGGACAGUCAUACUACUACAUUUCAAAACCAUCAAAAGGCGGAACAAGAGGCUGCUCUACUGACACCUUGCGGUUGGUUGUAGAGGUUGAAUCGCAACAUGGUCGUGUGGAAGAAAACAAACAUACAAGAUUUGACCCCUGGCUAGAUCAAUCUGAGUUUGGUAUGAAACACAACAAGCGUCAUCAUCACUUGAAAAACGCAGAGAAUGAAUUGGAGAAACGCGAACCACAAGAACCAGUUGUGCUUUCGCAGAAGAACUCUGCUGCCCCACCUGACGGAGGCAAUUCUGCGGUUGGAAUUCACUCGAGGAGACACGACACUCGACUGUUAGCUCUGAUCACAAGUUCGCUGCUGAUGGUGUUGUUUACGAAGUGGGUGUGAUGACGUGGUUUGGGCAAUUCAAUACACGGUGUGCACACUUGUGAGACGACAGCAACGCUCUCGACCAUCCAAGGCGGAGAAUUGUUCUUCAAGGGCCCUGGUGCGCGGCACUUACGGUAUAAGUGCUGGCAAACUUUACAAACACACUUUGCUUCUUUACCUAGUUCGUGACAGUCGUUCGCUUUUACUUGUACCGGCCGGACAAUACAAUCUAAAGUUUUUUUUUAUUUUUUUAUUUUCUUUUGUGUCGCUACAAUACAUAUUGAUUCCAC
Ciona intestinalis (vase tunicate) is the source of this 1034-nucleotide messenger RNA. Lineage: Eukaryota; Metazoa; Chordata; Ascidiacea; Phlebobranchia; Cionidae. The record is from RefSeq.